AGCUAAUCUAUUAUACUACAUCAAAAAAAAAAAAUUAAUAAAUAAUUUAUACAUAUUAUAUAUUUUUUUUCUAUAAUUUUCGUGAGUGAAAAUUAACUUAAUAAAUUUAAAAUAUGGAGAAAAAAAUAGUUUCAAGCUGGUUUAAUGGAAAAUGUUUGCCAGAAAAUUAUAUUAUUCCCCCAGAAAAAAGACCUGGAGAAUUAUGUGUUCCUACAUGUGAAAUUCCAAUUAUUGAUCUUUCUAAAGCGAAAGGCAAUGAACGAGAAAUUAUUAUUGAUCAAAUAAUGGAGGCUUGCAAGAAAUUUGGUUUCUUUCAGGUGAUAAAUCAUGGAGUUGAAAAAGAUAUAAUGGAUGAAGCAAUGAAGGUAUUUAUGGAGUUCUUUGAGUUACCGUAUGAAGAGAAAUCACACUUGUAUAGUGAAGAAAGUAAUGUAAAGUGUAGGCUAUAUACAAGUAGUUAUAAUUAUGCAAAUGAAGAUAUUCACUAUUGGAGGGAUUGCUUGAAGCAUACUUGUACACCUUUGAAGGAUUGCAUUCAUUAUUGGCCACAAAAACCUUCUAGAUACUGGAAGGUUGUAGGGGAAUAUUCAACACGAGUUAGAGAAUUAGGGUUAAGGAUAUUGGAGCUAAUAAAUGAAGGAUUAAAACUAGAAGAAGGAUAUUUAAGAAAAGGUUACAGUGAAGAAUCAUUUAUGUCAGUAAAUCAUUAUCCACCAUGCCCAGAUCCAAGAUUAACAUUAGGAUUACCAAAACAUUGUGAUCCUAACUUAAUUACUCUCCUUCUUCAAGGCAAUAUUCCUGGCCUUCAAGUUUGUGUUGAUAACCAAUGGCUCCUUAUUCAACCUUCUCCUCAUGCUUUUGUUGUUAACAUGGGUUUCCAAAUGCAGGUUAUUAGCAAUGGAAAGCUGAAAAGUGCAGAACACAGAGUGGUGACAAAUGCACAUAAAGCAAGAACAACAGCAGCAUUUUUCAUUUUACCAUCAAAAGAUAAAAUAAUUCAACCAGCAAAAUCCCUAAUUAAAAAUGGUGAUUCACCACUUUUUAAACAAUUUCAAUAUGCAGAUUUUGUUGAGACUUUCAAAGCUUGUAGUGUCAAGGGACCUGAAUCAACUACUGUUUUAGACCAUUUUAAGAUUAAAAUAUAGUUAUUCACUAUUUAUUAAGCUCAAUGAUUUAUUAAUUAAUAUA
Amaranthus tricolor (Joseph's coat) is the source of this 1188-nucleotide messenger RNA. RefSeq names its product protein DOWNY MILDEW RESISTANCE 6-like. The coding region runs from base 114 to 1145 and encodes 343 amino acids. The transcript is spliced from 4 exons. The record is from RefSeq and is a predicted model, not a curated record. NCBI's taxonomy places the organism in Eukaryota, Viridiplantae, Streptophyta, Magnoliopsida, Caryophyllales, Amaranthaceae.